Messenger RNA from Pan troglodytes (chimpanzee), 2579 nucleotides. RefSeq names its product transmembrane protein 128 (gene TMEM128). Lineage: Eukaryota; Metazoa; Chordata; Mammalia; Primates; Hominidae. The record is from RefSeq and is a predicted model, not a curated record. Bases 608 to 1033 code for a protein of 141 amino acids. The transcript is spliced from 5 exons.
ACUUCCGUCGCAUUUCGGGGCGGUACCAAGAUGGACUCUUCGCGGGCCCGGCAGCAGCUCCGGCGGCGAUUCCUCCUCCUGCCGGACGCCGAGGCCCAGCUGGACCGCGAGGGUGACGCCGGGCCGGGUGAGGCGCGCACCAAGCCGCCCCGAGGUUCUCAGAGGCGAGGCGUCGGAAAACGGCCGGCCUCCGGCAGCCCUGGCCCAGUCUGGAAGGACUGAGUUUCGGCUUUGCAAGUCGAAUAUUUAAUGUCAGGGAAGAUCCUUAGAAUCGCGUAGUGCUGUGCAUCGUCAUCUCAACUGCGCUUCAGAAUUCUCUGGAGAGCUGAUUUGACACCUGUUUGGAAAUAGCGAUUAAAAUUAAAAAUACCCACCAGUUUUAAGUCUUAAGGAUUUACCAGAAACAUGCCUGUACCGCAGUGUACAAUGAUGUGCGCAGUGUUUCACUUCAGGAUUGCUUGUAAUAGCGAAUUACUGGAAAUAUCUGUCUUGCCCGUCAGCAGAAAGCUGGUUAAGUAAAUUUGGGUAUAUGUAUACCUGACACGCCAGGUCGACUCGUAUGUACCAAUGGGGAUGAUUUUCAAAGGGAAGUGUGGAACACUAUGGUAUGCCGCCAUUUGGGUACAAAACAGAAACCUCUGCAGCUGUUGAGAAAAAGGAGAAACCUCUUCCAAGACUUAAUAUCCAUUCUGGAUUCUGGAUUUUGGCAUCCAUUGUUGUGACCUAUUAUGUUGACUUCUUUAAAACCCUUAAAGAAAACUUCCACACUAGCAGCUGGUUUCUCUGUGGCAGUGCCUUGUUGCUUGUCAGUUUAUCAAUUGCAUUUUACUGCAUAGUCUACCUGGAAUGGUAUUGUGGAAUUGGAGAAUAUGAUGUCACGUAUCCAGCCUUGAUACCCAUUACCACUGCCUCCUUUAUUGCAGCAGGAAUUUGCUUCAACAUUGCUUUAUGGCAUGUGUGGUCGUUUUUCACUCCAUUGUUGUUGUUUACCCAGUUUAUGGGGGUUGUCAUGUUUAUCACACUCCUUGGAUGAUUUCCGAAGAUCACCCCAUCCUGAGAUCUGCUGCCUUACACAGUGGAGGCUGUUUUCUGAGUGUCGGAUAACUCUGUUAUUAAAUAAGUGUAUAUUGAGAAUACUCACUCCAGAUGCUUAGGGGCAUGGUGAGAAGGACAAAGUUAGUGCCUCCUGUCAGGUCACUUACAUCAGAACUUGCAGGAAACCUGCUUUAUACAGCAGUUGACAGGUGUGGAAACUGAAGCUCAUGGAACUAAAAGUUAAUACGCUAAAUUUUCAAGGAGUUAAUGAAAACUGACAUUUCUGCUAAAAACAGCAUGUUCUCCCUGUGGGAUUUUAAAGGAAGGUCAGUGGUAACUGUGUAAAGAAGAAAUGGACAUAGUUUCAUUGUUAGCAGUCUGAAAAUAGUUGCUAGCACCUCCAUGCCCACGCCAAUGUCUCCAGCCUCCUUCAGGCACCUUGCUGUGUCUUGGGACCACUGGGAGCCCUCACAGGAGGCCCUUCGUUCCUGUACACAUGUGGUGCCACAAGCGGCUUUGGGCCCGGAGGAAUCCUACGCAUCUCAGAGCACUUCCUCACCUGACCCUGUCACCCGUCUCCGCUUCUCAUGUGCUCAGCCCCUUCUUUGACUCUUGAAUUUUGAGUUUUUACGGAUGUUUGGGAGCUCUUACUCUGACAUGAAGUUAUAAUUGGUAAUGGAGACUCAGACAAUGUUGUAGAUUACAGAGUGAACUAUGCUUUUUAGUGUUAAAUGCAAUAGCUUGAGAUAGAAUGUUUUACUUGGUACAUAAAUGCUGGUUUUCUUUCAGAUUUAAGGACAUAUACUUUUUUUUUUUUUUUUUUUUUAAGAGACAGGGUCUUCUAUGUUGCCCAGGCUGUCUUUGAACUCCUGGGAUCAAGUGAUCCUCCUGCCUCAGCCUUCGAAGUAGUUGGGACUACAGGCCCACGCCACCGUGCCUGGCUGGACAUGUAAAUUUGAAGUGAAUGGUUAAACAUCCAGCUAGCUGAAAGCAUGGCAGACCCUAACAGAAAAGCUACAGUGUGUUUUUGCAACUGUGAAGUGAAUGGUUUCCUGGGAAAAAUUGUGACUUUGUAUAACUAUUGUUGAAACCAGAAUAAAUUAUAUUUCACUUGCAUAUGCUUAAAUUAUUAAAAUUUUCAGAAGUCAGUGAUACAGAAAUACUAUUUUGCAAUGUUAAUCUGUUUGAGUCUUUGGAGAAAGUGGUUUCAUUAUAGGUACAUAGUGCACUGUUAAUAUUUUAAACAAAUAGUUCACUCUUCCAUUUAAGGGAUAGCAGUUCCUUGUAUAAAAUGACUGGAUGUGUAUAAAGGAAUUAUGUUGUCAUGUGCCUUUAACCAGCUUUAGUAAUUACUAUAAUCUCAUAUUUAUGAUAGUUUUGUUAGGUGACAGGACCAAAUGAAAACAUUUUAUGUUUUCUCAUCACUUUAGAUUUUAUCAUUAUGUACAUUACUGGGUUUUUAGCAUUUCCUAAUGUGAAGUUUUAAUCACUUUUAAGUAUACAUUUUUUUCUGUAUCAUUUAAAUAAAAUAUCUUUAUAACUUU